GUUGCUAGGUAACUAGAUCUCCCAUCGCCUCCUGAACACAUCCUCCUGAGCUGCCGCUCGUCAGCCUCCAGCCGUCUUCGCCUGAGUCUCUCAGACACCCACCCUCUGUGGGACCUUGAAGAGCAGGAGGAAGGGAAAAGCAGGAGCUCAGCCACCACUGCAGACCCACCUGCGGCUCCACCACCCACUGUUUUCUGUGAAGAUUCAGCUGCCUGGGCCAGCGGGUCACCACCACCAUGAGUCUGGGCAUCAUGGAGGAGGAGGAUCUGGCCGAGUACUUCCGGCUGCAGUAUGGGGAGCGGCUGCUACAACUGCUGCAGAAGUUCCCCACCAGUGAGGAGCAGUGGGAGUCCCCAUCCAUCCAGCUGCUGGAGAAGAAAAAGGAGGCCAAGAUCAUGCACCAGGCUAUGGAGCAGAAGAAGAAGAUAUUUCAGCGCAGAAUGGAAAGCUUGAACCUGUGCUGGGAGGAACUGGGCGUCAAGGAGGCCCAGCUGAAGGCCCAUAUCCAGAAGUUUGAGCAAUUCAUCCAGGAGAACGACCAGAAACGGAUCCGCGCCCUGAAGAAAGCCCACAAGGAGCAGGAGCUCAAGAGGCAGCGCUUGCGCGAGCUGGCCAAGGCCAAGCAGGAGAUCGUGGCCCUGCGGCUGGAGCUCCAGCAGCUGAGCACCAAGCUGCAGGACUACUCCAUCUUCAACAAGUUCCUGGAGAAGGUGGUGGAGAACUCCGAGUUCGAAGAGAUCCACGAGGUGAUCGCUCGCUACAAGACGCUCGUGAGCAUGCACCACGACCUCAUGCAGUCGGCGCAGGAGGGCCAGGAGAAGAUCGAGCGCGCCAAGGCGCGGCUGGCGCGCUACAUGGAGGAGAAGGACGACGAGACCCUGCAGCACAACAACGAGCUGGCGCGCCUGCAGAUGCGCUUCGACCGCGCCCGCAGCGACGUCAUCGUCUGGGAAUCUCGCUGGGCGCACAUCCAGAACACUGCCGCCAAGAAGACCCUCUUGCUUGGCACCAUUAAGAUGGCAACGCUGAACCUCUUCCAGAUCGUGAGCAAGCAGCUGAAGGAGUCGACCCAUGUGUCCCUGGAGGACACGCACAAACAGCUGGACAUGAUCCAGCAGUUUAUCCAAGACCUGUCAGACAUCUGGGCAGAGGUGAAGAAGAAGGAGCCACAGUCAAUUCGGGUUUAAGGAGCAGCGAUGGCUGCAGAAUGUUCUGAGAGGGACUGAGAGAGAAUAAGUUCCUGGUAAGCUUACAGUCCAGUUAGCCCAGCCCAGCCCUCUGGGACCCCUGUGCCUUUCUGCUGGUGAACACCCUGGCAUUUUGCCUCUUGGGUUUGGUCCAUCCCAUCCCUGAAAACAUUAAAUUCUAUAAGAAGUUUGUUCCUAA
This is a messenger RNA of Ceratotherium simum simum (southern white rhinoceros), 1386 nucleotides long. It is a transcript of the gene CCDC42, whose product is annotated as coiled-coil domain containing 42. Gene Ontology annotation, biological process: spermatid development. The record is from RefSeq and is a predicted model, not a curated record. Lineage: Eukaryota; Metazoa; Chordata; Mammalia; Perissodactyla; Rhinocerotidae.